AUGUAUGUCUGUCUUAGGUACAGACUUAAGUCCUUGAACAGAUGGAAAAAAAUUAAAUUCUCUUGCUGUCUUAUCAGGAGACUGCCUACAAAUUAUCUAAUCUCACAUGGUGACUGUGGCUUUUCAUUAACACUAUAUUUUCUAUGUUAAAGCAUACCAAGACCACCAGCUAAUUCCAGCUGUCAUGUAAAUUGGACUAAUAACCAGGAAGGGAAUAUCUUGUUUUUAUUUCAGCAGUCCCUCAUACUAUCAGCCUUAGAUUACCUGACUUCAUGCUGAUGACUAAACAUACUUCAUAAUUUAAUAACUGCAAUAUUGAUCUAGACAGCUUUAAAGAAAAAAACCACCUUGCCUAAUUAUGUUAACUGGUGAGCCUUGAGGGGUCUUCUGGGUAUGUGACAUGCAAUUAAAUACUACCUAAUUAAGAAUUUCCCUGAUGUUGUGAUAGUCUCUUGAGUAAAUGCUAUUUGCAUGUCUCCAUUCUUAUCCAAGAACAUCUUGUAUUUUACUGAUUAGCAGCUUCUCCGUGGUCUCCGUGGUGCAAUUUGGGAGAAGGGGAAGUGGGGGGUGGUGGUGAAGCAUUUUGUAAGCUUUCAUGAACAAUUAAAAAAAUUAAUUAAUAAAAAUCUGCCUGAGCCGCGUUUGAAGUUACAGCAAAGUCUGGUGAGUGCUCAGCAGCUGUGCUGGGGCACUGCAGGGAAGGAAGAGCAGAAGACAGAGAUUUGCAUUGUGUCGUGGCAGAGCAGUGUGAGCCACAGCAAUGGGGUCACCCCCAGAGGUUUCCUGGCUGGGCUUCACUUGUGUCCCAACUUCUCAGAUCACUCUCUCCUCGAGCAGCUAGUUUUGUUGUCAGGUGGAGCAUGGGUAGAUGUUUUAAGUCAAGGGAUGUGGCAGGAUGUCAGUAGAUCUUAAUUAUUUUUUUUUAGUGUCUCAAUGCUCCUAUCUGCCUACAGCUUUCCUGUGUCCACUGAGUAACUUAGGCUUUUGUCACUUCCUCAUUUCAAGCUUUCUUUUUCACCUUUUUUGGUGGGAGUGUGCUUCAGAGGGGUUUUGUUACUGUGGGGUUUUUUUUUUACACCAAGGUCAGUAUAAAUGCCAAUUGGAGCCUUUCUCACAACUAGAAAAAAUGGAAGAUUCUCUGUAUCCCAUGGGUCCUCUGAUUUGUCCAGGCUUCAGCCUUUCUUUGUUGAGAGCUGCUAACAGAGCUCAUGUUCCAUAUUGUUGUUUUCAGAAAUGUUUAGAGAGUGAAUAUGAGAGACCUCCCUUUGCUGGAUUGGCCAGCAGGCUCUGAAGGAGUGAGCACAUGGAUAUAGAUACAGAAAAAGCCUGAAGUGAUAUAAUGUUGUUCCCGUUUGCUGUCUGAAUAAACAUGAGUUUGUUUAUCCAGAGUAUGUCUCUUUGGUUACAGAAAUGGAAGAGUAUGUCUCCUUGGUUACAGAAAUGGAAGGUGCUGGUGAAGAGAAUCCUUGUGUCACUUGUUACAGUAUAGUCCUGUCUUCUUGGAUUUGUCCCCUUGAGCACAAGGAUCAGGAUCAUUAGGGACAUGUGCAAAGUACAGAAUUUGUGACAGCAUUAUCUUACUGCUGUUUAGAGCACUGUUGGCAUUUGGGCCUGGUGGCUUCAUCAGGAGUGAGAAGAGCUGUAUGCUGUGGCAGGAUCAGGUUCUCGGAGUCCUGGAAGAUACCUUCAGGUCUGUUAACACGGCAGUGAGGUUGAACCACUGCUCUGAACAGACUGGAAGGAGGUAAAAGGAGGAUUUACUGAGGAGUGGAGUGAAAUUCUGGGAGCUGCAGGCUCAACUAUCCAUGGACUUCUUGGUGAAGGGAUGCCAGAUUGGUCAUGUAUAAACUGUGCUAGCGUAGUGAGUCAGAUUGCCUGGCUGUCUGUGCAAACUCUUCUGGAGUUCCAAAAUCAAUAACCCAUUUAGAAAAAGACUAAGUGGGCCCUGAAUCGGCUGUCAGCAGACAUGACAACAAGAAUGAACGACUGCAGUGCAGCGCCACAGGAAAUUCUCAGCAACAGAAGUGGAGAAAAAUGGGUUUGUCUUCACUGUCCCAGUUGCCUCACCGGCUUUCUGCACUGGUUCAUGGCUCCAGGGCUCUCUUCCAGACAAGAUUGUGUCAUUUCAUGUGGAUCCUCCCAGGGUUCCCCCAACUUACUGACCUGUCUUCCUCUCUGUUUUUUUUCCAUAGGCCAUCAUUCUGGUGCACUGGCUGCUCACAGUGUGGUGAGUGAUUGGUGCCUGGCCUGGGUGAGAAGAGGGUAUUCCUUCAAACUAGGAAUGGGACAUUCUUGGGGAAUCAACAUUCUGUGUCUGCCUGUGUGCAAGAACAUCCUAAACCUAUGAGUGAAGUGUUUGUAUGGGAACAGAAAUGAACACAGACUGUUGCAGGCUAAUUGUGAAUUUGGUCUGGGUUUUUUUGUCUUGUUUGGCAGGGGAUGCAUGAAUCACAUCUUACCAGCCUCCUAUGCCUGGGGAAAUUUCAGUGUCCUUGCAGUGGGGAUCUGGGCCAUUGUGCAGCGAGAUUCCCUCGAUGCCAUUGCAAUGUUCCUGACUGGCCUGCUGCUCACAGUGCUCACAGACAUCAUUCACAUCUCUGUCUUCUACCCCGCCCAUGACCAUCUCGGCGAUACGACCCGUUUCAGUGUGGGCAUGGCCAUCUUCAGCCUCCUCCUCAAACCCCUGGCCUGCUAUUUGGUGUAUCGGAUGUACCGGGAGCGUGGAGGGGAGUACACCUUUAACAUAGACCUGGAGUCCUUGUCUGGCAGCCACUUUGCCCACAAUGGUGUCACCAGUGCGAGCCAGGAUCGCAGCACCUACGAGCCCAUUGAUCAGUCAGAAGCGCCUCCCCAGUGGCCUCCCCCGGGCAAGGCAGCCCAGCCUCCCUACUGAGGCACCUGGAGCCCUGAACGGACACUGCCCUCGCCCAGCCAAGGCUUCUGCUCUUCCUCCCUCUGUUCUCAUGGAGCCACACCUGCUGCUGAGCAAACGGGACAGGAUCUGAUACUUCUUUUUCCCCCCUGAAGGUUGGGCAGAUGGGUUCCUGCAGUAAGUCCAGAAGAUCUUGGAGGUGUCACGUCAAGCACUGUGACUCAUUGUAAUCCCAGUACUUUCCUCCUCAGUCCCUCCUCAGUGUGUGUGACUGGUGCACCUCCUGCAGUCUUCCAGGUCUUGCACUGUGCAUCCUCUUUGAUGUAAGGGAACCACUAAAAGUACCCCUGGACAAACUGUCUUUAAAAGCCUUAUGGACUGCCCUUAAACAAUACAGUUAGCCUGCUUUUAUGCAGAUAUAUUCCCAGGAAACAUCUGGGAGUUCUCAAGAGCUGUUUUUGAUGGCGUUAUUUAACUAAGAUUUAUGACCUCCUAAGAUUUAUAACUCCCUGUGUUAGCUGUGGUGGUUUGCACAAAGCUGGGCUUGGUAUAAAAUGUUCUUAACUGGGCCAGGGAGGUGUUUGUGCUCCCAGUGUCUGGUCUUGGGUUUUAUUGACUGAUGCUUUUAUGCAAGUUGAAUGUCCUUCAGGAUACUUAAAAUGACUGUUGAAUGUAGGGUAUAGAUACUUUGUGCCUUGAAAUGUCCUUUUGCCUUCAGCCGCCUGUCUUAACAGAAUUUGAAAUGUUACAUUUUUCUAAGAAAACUAUAAAAUGAACACAGUUUUCCUGUGUUAGAAAAA
Molecule: messenger RNA, 3672 nt
Organism: Manacus vitellinus (golden-collared manakin)
Lineage: Eukaryota; Metazoa; Chordata; Aves; Passeriformes; Pipridae
Gene: AGTRAP
Product: angiotensin II receptor associated protein
Exons: 4
Coding region: 2444-2893 (149 amino acids)
Biological process (GO): regulation of blood pressure; angiotensin-activated signaling pathway
Cellular component (GO): plasma membrane
Source: RefSeq, a predicted model, not a curated record